Gilbertella persicaria is the source of this 3685-nucleotide messenger RNA. RefSeq names its product chitin synthase-domain-containing protein. Bases 15 to 3647 code for a protein of 1210 amino acids. Gene Ontology annotation, molecular function: chitin synthase activity. Gene Ontology annotation, cellular component: cell periphery; cell septum. The transcript is spliced from 3 exons. Lineage: Eukaryota; Fungi; Mucoromycota; Mucoromycetes; Mucorales; Choanephoraceae. The record is from RefSeq and is a predicted model, not a curated record.
CAUGAAAGAGAAUAAUGAUAAAAAAUGACUCAAAAUAUAUACGACCUUCUUGUCGGCGUAUCUUUUGGGUCGCAUAUACUAAACUAUGUACAUUAUUUAUACCUGAUAUACUCUUUCAAUAUAUUCCAUAUGGACAAUUCAAGACAAAAGAAAGAAGAAUUGCUUUACGAGAAAAGAUAGCAUUAGUAUUGACUUCUUUAUUUAUUGUGGUCUUGUUUUGUGUUUGGUUGGAAUUCAUUACAGCCUUGUUUUGUGACCCACCACCUACUUAUGAAGACAAUGUUGUCUAUGCCAAUAGCUCGAGAUUGUCUUCUAUCAAUGGUGUUGUGGUUGAUUGGCAAGAUCUAGGCAACACAUCUCAAAUGACAGAACAAGUCAACAGAUAUCCUCAUUACGACUUAUCGCCCAUGUUUCCUAAUUUUAUGCAGUUACAACGACCGGCUGAUCGAACCACGUAUAACAACCAAUACAUAGACAGCUGUAUUAACGGCUUUAAUCGCUCUACACAAGCAGACAAUUGGCUAAAAUACAAAUUAGCCACUGAUCCCGGCUAUAAAGUAGAGAACAACAAACUCGUCUCUUGUCCUUAUCCUACUCAACGAAACAAGACGGGUGCGUCUUGCUUUUAUUCAAUCAUGAGUGAACAACAAUUCUUACGAUACCCAAGAAAAGGAGUGCUCAAGUUUGAUGCUGCCAGUGUGUAUAAUAAUUAUUCAACAUUACCUUAUCAUAGUUCACAAGGACAAGCAUUUGUCAUUCUUGACGGUACAGUCUUGGAUAUCACAGAUUAUUUAGAGGGUGUCACGAAUGUCGUUCGGGUCGCACAAGGCUCUUACUCUCGAUCGUUUGCUAUGGAUCGAAUGUUCUUGCCCUUAGAUUUAACCUUGUUGCUCUAUGUCCAUAUGGGUGAAGAUAUCACUCAACGCUAUUAUAAAGACAUAAAGAAUCCUCAUGCCUAUCGACAAUGCCUUCAUACCUUAUUUUAUCAUGGAGUAGCCGAACUAGAACAAGACAUAGGCUGUGCUCAUAUCAACUUGGCUUUAUGGAUCACACUCGGCUGUUUUUUGCUCUAUUUCUUGGUCCGCAUGAACCUCGCUUACUUGUCUCGACUACGAUGUAUACAGAAACUGGUCUAUAAAGCAGCCCCUUCGUCUCAUUCAGCAGAACAUGCUUUUCGGCGCACCCUCUCGAUCAUGAGCAAUCAUCGCCACUUGCCACCUUACACACUCUUGUUCAUUCCUUGUUUUGCUGAAUCUUCAGAGACAUUAAGACAGACAUUUGAUUCACUUGCCAGAACCAAUUACCCAGACACGCGCAAACUGCUCUGCUUUGUAUGUGAUGGACUUGUCAAGAGUAAAACAGACACCAAAGAGUCCUAUCUCUGUAUCUUGGAUGCCUUGGGCUAUAGUUCUACCAAGGAUCCUGAAUUACGCUCGUACAUCUCAUUGGGUCAAGGGUCUCGUCGGAUCAAUUAUGCCAAAGUGUAUGCAGGGUUCUAUGAAUCAGGACGUAAUCGCGUGCCGUUCUUGUUGAUUGUCAAGGUAGGCGCACCCCAUGAAUCUCUCUCGACCACACGGGUACCAGGCAAUCGUGGAAAGCGAGAUUCAAUGCUGAUGAUGCUUGGGUUUUUAGAACGAUGCAUGAAUUUAAUGUAUUAUCGCAUCACACCACUUGAAUUUGAACUGUUUAAUCUCUGUUAUAACCUACUGGGCAUUGAUCCUCGACAAUUGAAAUACAUGUUGGUGACUGACGCCGAUAUUCAAGUGCAAGACAAUGCCAUCUGUCGACUGGCUUCUCGGCUUGAAGCAGAUCCAAGAUUAAUGGCUGUCAGUGGUCAUAUUCGGCCUGCGAAUCCUGAAGAAAACAUCGUAACCAUGUUACAGAUCAUUCCGCUCUAUUUAACUCAGUACGCAGGUCCAGCCUUUGAAGCUUGUUUAGGGACAGUCACUACGAUUCAUGGUGGAUUUGUGAUGUAUCGACUAUGGUCAGAGACAAACAAGAAACGAACUAUGUAUUAUCCGUUUGAUGCAUUCAGUCAAUCCAGUCACGAAAGCGCACAUCCUUUUCACUCGACUGAAAAACACGCCAAAGUCAGUGAUGAAAUUGUACCAGGCGAUAUGCGAUCCACCAAUGCAUUUCAAAACUUGGAUUUAAAUGAUGAUGAUGAGGAUGAUGAUGAGGAUAAUAGCAGUAGUGAUGAUAAUGUGACUUCUACCACAACCACCAAUACCACUGUUACCAGUACAUUUCGAACCAAAAUGAGCUUUCGUCGUCGUGUGCACAAAAAGAAAAAGAAGGCAACUUCACCUCAACCACCUGUCUUUUCUUUAGCGCCGAACUCAAACAUAGAGCCUUGUUGUAUUCAACCUACUGUUUUGCGUGGUUUAGCAGCACCUAAACCCAGCACAAUGCAUAUGGAGAAUUUGCUGUUGUUAGGUGAAGAGCAAUACUUUAGCAUUGUUUUAUUACGAUCGAAUCCUAACCGCCGACUUGCCUUUGAGCCUGAAGCAGUAGGCUAUGCUGUCUUGCCAACGCAUUUCCUUGUACUUCAGGCCCUUGCCAUUCGACAUUUACGCACCACCUUUCAUUUCCAACUCGAAUUUCAACAUGUGGCUAAACACUUGGGUUGGAUGUACUGGAUUGUAUCAUCGACUAAACUACUGGAUACCAUCUUUACAAUGCCUUUGACAGCUUACUUAUACUCGGUCUAUAUUCGCUAUUUCACUUACCAUAAUCUUGCAUUUGCUAUCAUUGUCGGUGCAUUUACCUCGCUUAUACUACUGCAUGUCAUCUAUUUUAUUCUGCGACGUCAAUUUAAGUACACUAUUUGGCUUAUUCUGUAUUGCUUGUUUGCUGUCCCUUUUUUCAAUAUCUGGUUUGUGCUGCUCUCUGUUUGGCAUUCGAAUACUGCUUAUUUGUGGUACGAUGUCUGGCCUACCCAAUUCAAUCGUCGCCAUCGACUGCAUGGUAUUCUCAUGGACGCUCACGAGCAGAGUGAACACCAAGACAAUGAAGAUACAAUCCCUCGUAUGCGUCUGACAGACUUUGAAGUGCUGGAAGCAGAGAAAAUAGCCCAGCGUGAAAAAGAACAAGCUGAAAUGUUGGAUGCCAAAUUCAAUGGAUUUCAAGGCUACGUCCAUGUUCAGCAAGGUCAUGCCAGCAAACCUUCUUGGUCAUCCUCUCAUCUCGACUCACCUUUGAUUUCUUCACCUCCUUUAGCUCAAAUAAGAGAUAAACUGAAAUUGAAUGGUAGUCAUUCUCGGUUUGCCUCAGAUGAAGAUGCACGUCGCUACAUGAUAUCUCAAGCAUCGUCACAGACCAGUAGUCCUCGAAACCCAUUUGUUCAUGUUUUAGAUGAUAUGAUAGACACACGGCGACAUCGCAAGACGCGGUCUCAGUCAUCUUACUUUAGUCACACUUCCCAGCCUGAUCAUCAAGAGAUGUUUAUGCCACCACCUGUUGUACCACUGCCUACUCAAGAAGAUGACACAGAAUCCAUUAUUUCUCUUUCAAACUCGGUCAUUAGUCUUGAACAAUCACAUGUAGAAUAUCAUGGCAGUAGUCUGGGUGGUCGAUAUAUACGCUCUUCUUAUCAUGAUCAACAGUCAGAAGGAAGGGAUAGACCUGUACAUUCUAGAUACACUUAAUUGUAAAAUAAAAUAAAAUUCUAACGUGAAAAACAGCC